Messenger RNA from Knipowitschia caucasica, 504 nucleotides. NCBI's taxonomy places the organism in Eukaryota, Metazoa, Chordata, Actinopteri, Gobiiformes, Gobiidae. The record is from the annotation of a GenBank genome assembly.
AUGUUGGGCAGGGCGCCGGCACCAACAGGGAGGCAGCAGCACCCAGGGGCCCGCCUGCAAGGAGGGGCCCCUGGGGGGGAGGGGCCCCUGGAGGGGGACGGCCAACAGGGCCAAGAUGGAGCGAGCCAGGAGGAAGCAGAGGAAACACUGGAGGAAGAGUGGGGGAGGGACAGAGCGAGGGGAACCUCUGGAACUCAGCCUCCACUCCAGUGUGGGCCUCAGUAUCUGGGCCUCAGUAUCUGCUCCAGUCUGGGCUUCAGCCUCUGGGCCUCAGUCUCUGGGCCUCAGUCUCUGGGCUUCAGUCUCUGGGCCUCAGUCUCUGGGCCUCAGUCUCUGGGCUUCAGUCUCUGGGCUUCAGUCUCUGGGCCUCAGUCUCUGGGCCUCAGUCUCUGGGCUUCAGUCUCUGGGCUUCAGUCUCUGGGCCUCAGUCUCUGGGCUCAGUCUCUGGGCCUCAGUCUCUGGGCCUCAGUCUCUGGGCCUCAGUCUCUGGGCCUCAGUAUGUAG